AUGGGGCGCGGCAGCGGCACCUUCGAGCGUCUCCUAGACAAAGCAACCAGCCAGCUUCUGCUGGAGACCGACUGGGAGUCCAUCCUGCAGAUCUGUGACCUCAUCCGUCAGGGGGACACACAAGCCAAAUAUGCCGUGAGUUCCAUCAAAAAGAAAGUCAACGACAAGAAUCCUCACGUGGCGUUGUACGCCCUGGAGGUCAUGGAGUCUGUGGUGAAGAACUGCGGCCAGACUGUCCAUGAUGAGGUGGCCAACAAGCAGACCAUGGAGGAGCUGAAGGAGCUGCUGAAGAGGCAGGUGGAAGUAAAUGUCCGAAACAAGAUUCUGUAUCUGAUCCAGGCCUGGGCUCACGCCUUCCGGAACGAGCCCAAGUAUAAGGUGGUCCAGGACACGUACCAGAUCAUGAAGGUGGAAGGACAUGUCUUCCCGGAGUUCAAGGAGAGCGAUGCCAUGUUUGCCGCAGAGAGAGCCCCCGACUGGGUGGAUGCUGAGGAGUGCCACCGCUGCAGAGUGCAGUUUGGGGUGGUGACACGCAAGCACCACUGCCGGGCGUGUGGUCAGAUUUUCUGCGGCAAGUGCUCCUCCAAGUGCUCCACCAUCCCCAAGUUUGGCAUCGAGAAGGAGGUGCGCGUGUGCGAGCCCUGCUACGAGCAGCUGAACAAGAAAGCAGAAGGAAAGGCGUCGUCCACCACGGAGCUGCCCCCGGAGUACCUGACCAGCCCCCUGUCACAGCAGUCCCAGUUGCCCCCCAAGCGGGAUGAGACGGCCCUGCAGGAGGAGGAGGACCUGCAGCUGGCCCUGGCUCUGUCACAGUCGGAGGCCGAGGAGAAGGAGAGGAUGAGACAGAAGUCGGCGUAUGCUGCUGCCACGUACCCCAAGGCAGAGCCCGCGCCCGUGGCCUCGUCGGCGCCCCCGGCCGGCAGCCUGUACUCUCCGCCUGUGACUUCGUCGGCGCCGUUGGCAGAGGACAUCGACCCCGAGCUCGCCCGGUACCUCAACCGGAACUAUUGGGAGAAAAAGCAGGAGGAGGCCCGCAAGAGCCCUACCCCGUCCGCACCUGCGCCCCUGACGGAGCCGGCCGCCCCGCCUGUGGAGGGGCAUGCAGUCCCCGCCAACGCGCUGGAGACCCCCCUCCCGGAGACAGACUCUCAGCCCAUAGCUCCCUCCGGCGGCCCCUUCGGCGAGCAGCAGUACCAGAACGGGGAGUCGGAGGAGAACCACGCACAGUUCCUGAAGGCCCUGCAGAACGCCGUCACCACCUUCGUCAACCGCAUGAAGAGCAACCACGUGCGGGGCCGCAGUAUCACCAAUGACUCGGCAGUGCUUUCCCUCUUCCAGUCCAUCAACAGCAUGCACCCCCAGCUGCUGGAACUGCUCAACCAGCUGGACGAGCGCAGGCUAUACUAUGAGGGGCUGCAGGACAAGUUGGCGCAGAUCCGCGAUGCCCGGGGGGCGCUCAGCGCCCUGCGGGAGGAGCACCGGGAGAAGCUUCGCCGGGCAGCUGAGGAAGCCGAGCGCCAGCGCCAGAUCCAGCUGGCCCAGAAGCUGGAGAUCAUGCGGCAGAAAAAGCAGGAGUACCUGGAGGUGCAGCGGCAGCUGGCCAUCCAGCGCCUGCAGGAGCAGGAGAAGGAGCGGCAGCUGCGCCUGGAGCAGCAGAAGCAGACCAUCCAGAUGCGCGCCCAGAUGCCCGCCUUCUCCCUGCCCUAUGCCCAGCUCCAGGCCAUGCCCGCGGCCGGGGGCGUGCUGUACCAGCCCUCGGGCCCAACAAGCUUCCCGGGCACCUUCAGCCCCGCAGGCUCAGUGGAGGGCUCCCCCAUGCACACGGUGUACAUGAGCCAGCCGGCCCCCGCCGCCGGCAGCCCCUACCCCAGCGUGCCUGGGGCCGGAGCAGAUCCCAGCAUGGUGAGCGCCUACAUGUACCCAGCGGGGGCCACGGGGGCGCAGGCAGCCCAAGGCCCCACCGGGCCCACCGCCAGCCCAGCCUACUCGUCCUACCAGCCUACUCCGACACAGGGUUAUCAGAACGUGGCCUCCCAGGCCCCCCAGAGCCUCCCGGCCAUGUCCCAGCCUCCACAGUCCGGCGCCAUGGGCUACAUGGGGACCCAGUCGGUGUCCAUGGCUUACCAGCCUUACGGCAUGCAGAGUCUCAUGAGCACCCUCCCUAGCCAGGACGCACCUCUGCCACCCCCCCAGCAGCCCUACAUCGCAGGGCAGCAGCCUAUGUACCAGCAGAUGGCGCCCUCCGGGGGACCCCCCCAACAGCCACCCCCCGUGGCCCAGCCACCCCCUGCACAGGGCCCUCCGGCGCAGGGCAGUGAAGCCCAGCUCAUCUCGUUUGACUGA
Molecule: messenger RNA, 2343 nt
Organism: Odobenus rosmarus divergens (Pacific walrus)
Lineage: Eukaryota; Metazoa; Chordata; Mammalia; Carnivora; Odobenidae
Gene: HGS
Product: hepatocyte growth factor-regulated tyrosine kinase substrate
Exons: 22
Coding region: 1-2343 (780 amino acids)
Molecular function (GO): ubiquitin binding; metal ion binding; phosphatidylinositol binding
Source: RefSeq, a predicted model, not a curated record